AUGAAGAGGAAGCUGGACGAGAACAAUGUGCCGACUCCUGAAAACUCCGGGCCAAAGGCUCUAGAAAAGACCUUCGAGACCCUCCACUUAGAUCCCAGGUUGCUCCAAGCUUUAACAAAGCAGAAAUUUACGAAACCAACAUUAGUUCAGGCAGAGGCAAUUCCACUGGUCUUAAGCGGGAAGGAUGUGCUGGCUCGUGCAAAAACAGGGUCGGGCAAAACCGCGGCGUAUCUCCUUCCGAUUUUGCAGUCAAUUUUGCAAAAGAAGAUUGCCAAUCCCACCCAGAAGUCGAUCUCAGCCCUGAUACUCGUGCCUACUCGAGAGCUUGCUGAACAGGUUCAAAACGCCGUGGUCUCGUUUUCUUCCUUCUGCGGAAAAGACAUACGGUCCGCAAAUCUCACGCAGAAAGUUUCAGACGCCGUUCAACGAGCAAUCCUCGCUGACCUCCCUGAUAUUAUCAUUUCUACUCCUGCAAGGGCGAUCAUAAAUACCAACAGCUCCUCGUUGUCGCUUAACGAUUUAACGCACUUGGUAAUUGAUGAAGCCGAUCUUGUCCUUUCCUAUGGGUACGAACAAGAUAUGCAAAAUUUGGCAAAAGCCAUUCCCCGUGGUGUCCAAACGCUGUUGAUGAGCGCGACGCUCACGUCCGAGGUUGAUGCUUUGAAAGGCUUGUUUUGUAGAAGCCCAGUUAUCUUGAAGCUAGAGGAAGCGGAGGAUGAAGGAGCCGGAAUCGCGCAAUUCGCAGUCAAAUGCGCGGAAGACGAAAAGUUUCUUCUAACUUAUGUUAUAUUCAAAUUACAGCUUGUCAAGGGAAAAUGUAUCAUAUUUGUUGGAGAUAUAGAUCGAUCCUAUCGUCUCAAACUAUUCUUGGAACAGUUUGGUAUAAAGAGCUGCGUUCUCAACUCGGAACUACCGGUCAAUUCCAGGAUUCACGUCGUCCAAGAAUUCAAUAAAGGUGUAUAUGAUAUCAUCAUUGCUGCCGAUGACCAGGAAGUUAUAGGAGAGAUACCAAAGAAAGGAUCUAAGACGCCCGAGCAGUCAAAUGGUGAAAACGGAGACGAGCCAGAGGAGGAGAAAGGCUUCAGCGACGAGGACGAAGUCGAACCGCCGCCUAGUAAGAAACGCAAAAAGUCUACCAAAGAAAAGGACUACGGCAUCUCCCGAGGAAUUGAUUUCCAAGAUGUCGCCUGUGUCCUCAACUUUGAUCUUCCCACGACUGCCAAAUCGUACACCCACCGUAUCGGGCGGACUGGGCGAGCUGGCAAAACCGGCAUGGCUCUAUCCCUCAUUGUGCCUUCAGAACUGUACGGCAGACAUAAGCCUACAAGUUUUCCAACUACCAAAAACGAUGAGGCAGUUCUCGCGAAAAUCAUCAAGCGCCAGGCCAAGCUUGGACGAGAAGUAAAGCCAUACAAUUUCGACACAAAGCAGAUCGAUGCCUUCCGGUACAGAAUGACUGAUGCCCUCCGUGCCGUCACACGGGUGGCUGUCCAAGAAGCCCGGACCAAAGAAAUCAAGCAGGAGCUCCUGAACAGCGAGAAGCUGAAGCGACAUUUUGAAGAGAACCCAGAAGAACUGCGGCAGCUUCGACACGAUGGCGAGCUACGACCAACGCGCGUCCAGGCACAUUUGAAGCAUGUGCCAGAGUAUCUAAUGCCCGCAAAGGGGAAAGCUGGUCUAACUAGUGGGGAUAUUGGGUUUGUAGGAUUGAGGAAAACAAAUGAGAAUCGGAUAAGGAAGGCCAGGGAUAGGAACCGAAUGAGAGGGAAAGGCGGUAGGAAAGGUGGUCGUGGAGGCGGAAGAAAAGCCGAUCCUUUGAAAACGUUUAAAAGUAAAUAA
Molecule: messenger RNA, 1839 nt
Organism: Coccidioides posadasii C735 delta SOWgp
Lineage: Eukaryota; Fungi; Ascomycota; Eurotiomycetes; Onygenales; Onygenaceae
Gene: DBP9
Product: ATP-dependent DNA/RNA helicase
Molecular function (GO): RNA helicase activity; ATP binding; nucleic acid binding
Source: RefSeq, a predicted model, not a curated record